AUGGCCGUCAAGACGCUGCUGCUGGCGGCUGCGAUGGCCGCCGUCGCCUCCGCGCGCCAGGCGCGCGACAACAGCCCGCUCUUCACGACGGAGCAGUGCCAGGUGCGCACGCUCAACAGCGAGGGCCACGCCGCCAUGCUGAAGGACACGAGCGCCGUGUGGCUCGUGGACUACUACGCGCCGUGGUGCCCGCACUGCCGCCAGUUCGCGCCCGCGUGGGAGAAGGCCGCCGCCUUCUACGCCGACAAGGCCAACGUCAACAUCGCCGCCGUCGACUGCACGCAGAACAGCCAGGUGUGCAACAGCGAGGGCAUCCUGGGCUACCCGACCAUCAAGCUGUACCAUGUGCCCCCGGAGGGCAAAGAGCCCGCCAAGAUGCCCCCGCAGAGCCGCAAGAACACCAAUACGGUCAUUGCCUGGGUGGAGGAGCAGAUGGAGGCCCACGGCAUGAAGACCAGCGCCGAUGCGGGAGAUAUCGACGCGCACAUUGAGAAGAUCAACACGGACUGUGAGAUGGGCUCUACCACCAAGACGGCAGCGAAGGCGAAGACGGCGGAGCAGACGCUGGACGACCAGAGCUUGGUGAUGAAGUACAAGAGGCUGCAUGACGCAGGGAUUGCUGCCGUGUCGACGUUCGAGAACGGGUUUUAUGUCGGCACCACGGUGCUGGAAGGAGAGAGGUACGAUGCUGCGGUGACGUGGGUGGAGGCUCUGGCGGUGUCCUUCCCCAUCCAGGGCAACCGAGAGGCGCUGGAUUCGCUGGCGGUGGCGAUCAAGAAGCAGAUCAAGUGGCCCCAGAGCGAGUGGAACGCGAUGCUAACCGAGUGGAAGAAGAACGCCACGGCGACCAGCUUCCCCGCCAACUUGUUCGAGUCGAGCGAGAAGAAGAACUGGGCGUACUGCACCACGUACACGUGCGGCGUCUGGACGCUUUUCCACACGCUGAGUGUGAGUGAGAUCAAGUCGGAAGCGGCGUUGAAGCCCAGCGAGAUCAUGGCUGCGAUUCGGCUCUUUGUCAAGUACUUCUUCAGCUGUGAGGAGUGCCAGCGCCACUUCAUGAUGGCCAACCCGGAGAGUUUGCUCGAGAAGCUGGCGGAGAGCGACGCCGAGGGCCCGCGCGCUGUCGCAAGCUGGAUCUGGAAGAUGCACAACAAGGUCAACAAGGUACUCAAGUACAGCCAGUGGCCGACUCGGGAGAGCUGCCCCCAGUGCUACGUGGACGACGGCGAGCCGCUGGAUCUGAACCCUGCGCGGCUGCACGAGCAGGAGAUUCUGGCCUACUGGUGCGCAAUGGCCGCACGCCAAGCCGAGAAGAAGCUGCUAGUGGCGGCGGCGAAGAACGGCCUGGCCAUCCCGUGCGACUCGGACGCCACCGCCUUCCUGUUGGCGCACCCGCGUGGCGCCUACACGGCCGCGCGCACCGUGCAGCAGACCAAGAUCUUCGACUAUGAGGCGCAUAUCCGCCGUCUCGUGGAUUCGACUGUGGCCAUGCAGACGGACAAGCAGUUGGUGCCCAGUGCCGUGGAGAAGGAGCUGAGACCGAGGACGGAGGCCACUCUGCAGGCCGCUAUGACGGCGUUUAAAGCGCAGUUCGAGGUCCACAAGGACCAGGAGUACAAGAUCAACGUGCUGGUGUGUCCUUCUGAGGGGGACACUGCAGGACAGGGAGACGGACAGGUGCUGGCCGACACGGACGUGUUCUGUCACGUGGGGUUCCUCCCGCCGCUCCGCUCCGAGAUGGUCAAGCUGGAGGUGGCUGGACUGCCCCGUCAUAACGCGGCGGCAAAGGACUCGGCCUGGGUGAGGGAGCGCAAGGCCAUCUACGACAGGAUGGCGCCCGAUAUGGAGGAGGUGAUCCUCAUGGACCCGGCGACGAGGCAGCUGCUGGAAGGCUCGCAGACCAACUUCUAUGCGAUCCAGGACGGAGCGGUGUACACGGCGGAAGAUGGGAUUCUUAAGGGAACUGUCAGGUCGCUCGUGCUGGAGGUUUGUGCGGAGAACGGGAUCCCCGUGAAGCUCUCGCCCCCGACGCUGGAUGAUGUCGAGAAGUGGCAAGGGUGCUUCAUCUCGAGCACGUCGAGGUUGGUGCUCGGAGCGAAGUCGCUGGAAUAUGAGUACCCUGAGACCAAGAAAUUCAUGACGCGAACGUUCCCACCGCACCCGAUUCUGGAUCAAAUCACGACUUCUGUCCGCACCUCGGUGAUCGGCAAGAGCUCGGAGGUUUUCAAGUGA
This is a messenger RNA of Phytophthora sojae, 2232 nucleotides long. RefSeq lists its product as hypothetical. Lineage: Eukaryota; Oomycota; Peronosporomycetes; Peronosporales; Peronosporaceae. Gene Ontology annotation, molecular function: flavin-dependent sulfhydryl oxidase activity; protein disulfide isomerase activity. Bases 1 to 2232 code for a protein of 743 amino acids. The transcript is spliced from 4 exons. Gene Ontology annotation, biological process: protein folding. The record is from RefSeq and is a predicted model, not a curated record. Gene Ontology annotation, cellular component: Golgi membrane.